ACAGGAAGACACACACAUUCACGCACAAACACUCUGAGACGUACACUCAGCCAGUCUGUAGCAGCCUGAGGGACGGACACAGAAAACACAGCUACACCAGACUUUGCGGCCACAGAAGCUCUGAACAACACCACAGGUUGCUGUCCAGGAUGGCGGGGAUGAAGGAGCAGCAGUUCACGGAGGAGAAGCCCCUGCUGCCGGAGCAGAGAGGAGUGGACUCAGACAUGCAGGAUAAAGGAGAGGAGGCAUCAGGGGGGCUCCAGGGCCCCACCACCCCCGCGCCUCUUAACAACCCCCCUCCCCCCAGUCGCUCCACUCACCGCUGGCAUGUCUUCGCACGGCACUGGCUCCGCCAGACCCGCCGUCGGACCAGCGGGGUCCUCCCGGAUAGCUGUGAACAGCUGAUGCCACCAGGUGACUGGAAGGAACAUGAUGUUGAGACCCCUUAUGGGAUGCUGCAUGUGGUGAUCCGAGGGGCGCCCAAGGGAAACAAGCCCGCUAUCCUCACCUACCACGAUGUGGGACUGAACCACAAGCUGUGCUUCAACACUUUCUUCAGUAAUGAAGACAUGCAGGAGAUCACCAAGCAUUUUGUGGUGUGCCACGUCGAUGCCCCGGGACAGCAGACUGGAGCAUCACAGUUCCCACAAGGGUACCAGUACCCCACCAUGGACCAGCUGGCUGGCAUGCUGCCCACUGUUGUGGAGCACUUUGGAUUCAAGAGCAUCGUUGGAAUCGGUGUUGGAGCUGGAGCUUAUAUUCUGGCCAAAUUUGCUCUGAUCUUCCCUGAGCUGGUAGAGGGUUUGGUUCUGCUCAACAUCGACCCCAAUGGCAAGGGAUGGAUUGACUGGGCUGCUACCAAGCUGUCAGGUCUGACCAGCGCUCUGCCGGAUACGGUGCUGCCACAUCUUUUCAGCCAGGAGGAGCUGGUGAGCAACACAGAGCUGGUGCAGAGCUACAGGCAGCAGAUCAACAACAACAUCAACCACUUCAACCUGCAGCUUUUCUGGAACAUGUACAACAGUCGGAGGGACUUGGAGAUGAACCGCAGUGGGACAGUGCUUAACGCCAAGACCCUGAAGUGUCCUGUGAUGUUGGUUGUUGGAGACAAUGCGCCUGCAGAGGAAGGAGUGGUCGAGUGUAACUCCAAACUGGACCCGACCAACACCACCUUCUUGAAGAUGGCUGACUCUGGUGGAAUGCCCCAGCUCACACAGCCCGGCAAACUGACAGAAGCCUUCAAGUAUUUCCUGCAGGGGAUGGGCUACAUCGCUAAUGUGAAGGAUCGGAGGUUGAGUGGAGGGCCAGUGCCCUCAGCCAGUAUGACCCGCCUAGCUCGCUCCAGGACGGCUUCCCUGACCAGCGGCGGCUCCGUGGAGGGAUCCCGCUCACGAGCCUGCACCCACUCGGACAGCACUGAGGGAGUCGGCGCAGUCACCCAUACCAUGGAGGUGUCCUGCUGAGAAACCACAGGAAGAAAGAGGGAGGGAGGAAGUAGAGGGAUGGAGAGAGAAACAGUGAGGCGGGCUGUGCAAACAAGAGGUGGAAUUGAAGGUGUGAGAGAGGUAGUCAGGCUUGAUGGAGAGGGAUAGUAAUAUUUGAAGACAGCUCUCUUUGUCUUCAUCUACGUCCUCCUUAUCCCUGUGUCUGCCAUUUUCUUCCCUCCUCCACUGUAAAAUUCCAUAUGUAACGCUACUUUAACACCCUAAACACAUUUAAAUAUCCACCUCAAUUUCCUUUCUCCCACCACUCAAUGAUUUAGCAUUUACUCUUGAAGUGUCAUUCUUGUGUUUGCUGAGUGUGGCCUCAUUCUUUGCGUGCACCCUUUCUAACCUCCCACCCCCCAAACACACAAAACAGUAAUUCUGUCAACAGUCCAUACAGAAAUAUGCUGUAAACAGCUAGUGAUGAAAUCUGGUACGAGCUGGUAAAAGUGCAGGACAUAGCAAUGAGAGCCAGACCGUUCUCACUCCCGAGGUGUAAUAUCCCGACGUUUUGUCACGUCCCGUGGCAUUCCUGAGGAACGCGAAAGGUGACCUUCCGCGUUCUUAUGGUACGCGCUGGGUUAUGGCAGAAAUCCAGUGGAAUGACGGUCCCGCGGUAAUAGACGUUCCAGCCCUGUAUUCCAGCCCUAAAUCUAACCUUCUCCCUAACCCUAACCAUAACCUUGUUCCUAAGCUUAACCACCACUUUAAUGACGUUAAAUAGUGUUUUCCCAAGCGAUUUGAAGGAGAAGAGUAAACAUGUGUAGAUUGAGUCCAAACGGUUGUCAUAGGUCCUCAGUUUUCCGAUGUCGUCAUGUAGGAACGUGUUGGGUGCCCGAAAACGUAAUAUGUUGACGAUUUGUCACCUAGCGUAAAAUGUUACGCUUUGGGAUGAGAGCAGUACUUUUAUGGGGUGUUUUCUGUUUUUAUGUGACAGAUUGUGAGCAUCUCUCUCUGUGAAGUUUGAGAAUCAUGCGGGGGGGGUGUCCAGAAUUAGGCAGACGGCAGAACACAGCAUGUCGUAGCCGAGUGCACCUGUAGCGCUAGAGAGGAUUUGUAAGCAUAGUUAGAGCUCACAACGCUGCUUUAAAGCUGCACUUGGUAAGACCUUAUUUCAAAUGGGUGAACUAUAACUAGAUUGAAACAGUGUGAUAUUGUCAGUAUAUGCUUCGACUUAUCUCCAUUGAUGCAUUUACAUUAAAAUAUUAAUAGUCCAGGUUUAUAACAGCUCAAACUUUGAAAUAAUAAGCUAGUUUUCAGGCUGUCUGUGCUUCUGCAUGUGUAGUAUCUGAGACAUAUUCUGAGGCUCAUUACCUCAAAACAGGAAAUUACACACGGGCCGCCAGUCACAAGCGCACCAAAACCAAGCCACUACACCACCAGGGAGCUUUAUCAGUUUAUCUGCUUUACCUUUUUCUUUUUGCCACAAUAAUAUUUACAUUAACGUCUUUGAGUCAUCUUGAUGUUGCGUGAGAAGACAAUCUCGAGCUGUUUGGUAUCAAAUGAGCCAAAAAUUAUUUAAAAACAUCAAAUCCAACGUAGCCAAUGUAGCAGCAAAGUUGUUAUGAAGCACUUGAAAAACACCUUCUGUGAAAUCAAGUGAGCCUGAAACUAUUAAUAUCUUACACUGCAAAACAUGUAAAUGCUUAAUAAAGACGGUGGAAAAUGCACCCAUACGAGCAAAAUACUUAUAUAUAGUUUGCAAAGUGAGGAAUAUUAAUGUAGCUAUAUGAGCUUGAAGUGCAGAUUAACCUGUUUGUGUUAACGAGGAACUUGUCAGAAAGCUAGAAUUUAAAUUUCAAUUGCAUUUAAAAAAUCGUUUAUUCACAGAAAGCCCCUUUACACUCCCAUCAUGAGCAGGGCCGGCACAGGAACGUUACAAUGCAUCAGCUCCAAAAUUUCGCUUGGAGCUAAAUUAGCGUAAUACACCAGAGUGCAGCUUUAAGCCGCGUGUCAUCUCACAUUUCUCAGACAAUCCACUGCAUAAUACUAGAAUAGAAGAAGUAUUUAUUAACAUGUAUAUGCAUGUCAAUGUGAAAGUAAUCUUAGGGCAUUCUAGUAUGUAAUUAGUUUCUAGUAUUAGGGCAUUCUUCAUUAGCACCUUACAUGUGGCUAGUUAAAUAGAGCCAUGGAUGCAAACACCUUCAUUAGCCUGCAGCUGUAGUGCAUGGAUGUGGUUCUCGCCAUAGGCAGCUCUUUGUGGUCUCUUAAGAUGACAAUCACAGCCUGACUCAAACCAAACUUGACCAGGGAGGGGAGCUGAGGCAGGACCAGGCCAGCCCGACAACCUCUCGUUUCUGGGUCGACGUCACAGAAACUUGCCUUCUGUUACAGCAUCCAGCCCCUCUUUGUGGAUAUACCAAAGCUACCCACCCACACAAACACACACACACACACAUUUUUGCACAUCUACUGAAGUGAAAGCUGCGUGGGCUGGAUUUUGUAAUGGAAAAAAAGGAAUACACAAAAUUCACAUGCAAGAUGGAAUCCAUUGCUAUGUGGUUAGUGGGUGUUUUGAUGUGCCGUGAAGCCACGAUCUCACUGGUGUAGUGCAACAUAGUGAGUAUAUAUGUGUAGUUUUAGACUAGUGCAACUGUGUGCUGCAAUCUGCUGUAAUCCUGGACCACCUUAAUAGUGAUCAGGGAUGGGCUCCCUUGGAUUUUAGCUCAUUAAUGUACAGUAUUCAUGUACCAUAGUCACCUUCGUCUGCUUUCAGUUUUACAAGAAAACCCUUUGGUCCCCUGUCAGAAGGGGCGUAGCUACCAAUUGUUGAGGUGUGCACUUCCCUGAGGCAGCCUGUAAGGGGCGGGGCUUUUUUGGCGCCAUUUGGGCUCCAAGCUCGGAAUGUAGGGCAACCCCCAGCCACUUAAAAAAAACAAAAAAGAAAACCCCUCCCUCUAAAAAAAAUAAAUAAAACAAAAAAAAAAAUCACAAGGUGCCCCGGCUCUCACAGGCAAACCCAGCUGCACCCUAAAGGGCUACCAGCUGAAGUCACUUUUUAAGAUGUCGGUAGUGUUUUAGUCAUAGUUGUGAGCACCAGGGGGCCCUAAAUAGCAACAGGCUGGGAAUGAAAAUGAGAAAAUGCUAUAUUUGUGUAAAGAGGAAGGGAAAAGAUCAUUACCAAAACACAGAGAGAGAUUCUGACCUGAAACAUGGCUGAAUGAAUGUUAAAGGAAAAGAAUGUGAAUUCGUUUAAGCUGGAGAGAUUGUUGAAUUGCUUGAAAUAUUCAGUAAUGGUCUCAAAACGCAGAAAACAGGGAUCAGAUCAAAGACGUUCUUAUAGAACCUCAUCGGCCAACUUCACAAAAACUCAAGGUUGCAUGUAGCAGAUUUUGUGAUCAUUUUCACUGUUUCUUCUGUUCACUAAGCUAUUUUCUGCCAUCCUCCUACAUGACUCAAACUGCCUGGGGGGGCUCCUGAAUGUAUCUUGUCCCUUUUUGAAGUGCUGUACAGUAUUGUCAACCCACACCUCAUCCUCACUAUGUUUUCCAUUUCUUUUAUCUUUGACAUUUAACCAUGUACAUGAAAACCCAUCUCCUAUCUGCUCCUUCCUCUUCGAGGUCUUUAAAUAGUGAAGUUGAAUUGUGAAAGUCCACAGGUCCUGUAAGCUAGCGCUGGAUCAGUUUGUAUAGACCUUGGUCCUCCUUGCACUUGUAGAUACUUCUUAUUUAUAGAGCGGGUUACCCCAACCGAGCACUCUAACAUUACCGUAUUGUGAGAAAAUGUAUUUCUUUUCCUCUUCUCUUGGAGAUUUUUUUAAAGACAAUAAUAGGGUGUAACCUCUUCUUGGUAUUUUAUUGGUCCAUGUGCUAACACUAUUUCUCUUCUUACUGCCAUUAUGACCAAUUUGUAUUAAGCAAUAAGUUCUUUUUUCUCAUUUGGAUCGUUUCAUAUUGUGGGAGUCUUCCCUCCGAGCUUGUUUCUAUUCACAACAGUAGGACUCUUACCGACUUCGUUGUCAUCCAGAUGUGUACUGUAAAGUUUAAAUAUAUUAUAUAAAUACAUAUACAAAGUAAACUGUCUCUGUCAAUGUACUGAUCAAGUAACAAGUGAGAAAUAAAGACUUUAUGUCAGAA
Molecule: messenger RNA, 5560 nt
Organism: Pundamilia nyererei
Lineage: Eukaryota; Metazoa; Chordata; Actinopteri; Cichliformes; Cichlidae
Gene: ndrg4
Product: NDRG family member 4
Exons: 18
Coding region: 150-1463 (437 amino acids)
Source: RefSeq, a predicted model, not a curated record